CGCCCAUGCUGUAUCGAACCGAAUCAGAUUCYCAGAAGAGAGGAUACAUCGACAACAGAAACAUCCCUUCGCAUMAUGGAUUGUCUUGAACAGAAACCGGACGGCAGUGUUGUUGUAGCGCUCCUCGAUUUCCCAAAGGGCGGCACCGUUGGCUUGGACGGGCAAAACAUCGUAUUGAAGACCGAUGAUUUCGUAGGCAUCAAGAACGUUCCGCCGAGGGCUUUCCACUUGGUUACGUGUAAAAAUGGAAACGCUAGCAACAGUGGCGAGAGUGCAAGAGCCGAUACCAACAACAUCAAUACGGCCGUGACGGUGGGAUUUCUUGUCUAUGGGGACGGCCACGACGAUGGAAUUACGGCGGGAGGGCACUUGAUUCGGCGGUACGAUCCACGGACAGAAGAAGUUGCCUCUCACCUAGCGUCUCCUGUUGAUGAUCUCACGAGGCGUAAUUUGUUGCAACAGAUCCAAGCUAGAAGUAGCAUCAUSAAUCCAUCGCGGGUGCUUUCCUACGAGCAACUCGUCCAAGGAAGCAACAGCGACAACCAUCAAGGUGGAAACGAAAGAGAUUUGGUCAUGUUGUCUCAGCAACGAGUAUGGGGGGAGCAAACUCGAUUCAUCAAUAAAGCACAGUCCUUUCUCCUCAAUGAUUUGAGAGGGCUUUCUUCCGGGGAAAAGAUUGUGCCUGGGUGUUACGAUCCGGAAAAUGAAACGACGAGCAACGGACCAAAGAAAAAUCUCCAACAGCCCGAAGCAGACGGCAGGAGCAUGGUAUAUCCAYCCAUUCCUGUCGUUGAUCUAAAGGUUUCUCUUGCGACGCACAAACAUACUGGCACGGCACGAUUCCUAUCGCGUCUAGAACCUUCGGAACGCACCAAGAUGUUCUUGUUGGCAUCGGGACACGACUCUGGCAACAAUUUCACCGAGUUCGUUUGGCUGAACCGAAUUUUGAGUGACUAUUACCAGAAUUCAUGGGAAGCUCUACUGGGUGAUUUACAGCUGAGUUACUUGCUCUUUUUGUAUCUCGGAUGUUACUCCUCUUUAGAACAUUGGAAGGAUUUGUUAGCCAUGCUCUCGCUAGCGGUGGACGACGGUGACAGGGAGGAGGAGAAUUCUAGAAAGGACGAGAAAGGUCGAAGAUUGGGACAGAAUCGAAGGCAUGAGGCCCUGUAUCGAGGGCUGCUGCGCCUACUUCCCUACCAGUUGUCGAGCAUGACGGAUCCGGAGUUUCUCGAAGAUCUAGAUGAGGGGGGUGGGAAUUUCUUGAUUCCGAGUUUAGCACGAUUGAACCGAUAUUACGAGGCAAGAGGACAGGAGGCAGAUCUUCAGGGGGGAUACCAGGAUUUGAUAUCAAAAUUCCGGCACGUCUUGUCCACCAAGUUUCCGCAGACAUUUUUUACGCAUAACGCGCAUUGGGUUCCAACCAUUACGAGACUGCGGGGCAACAGCGAUGUCGACAACGGAUGCAGUGGUUGCAAGGAUACUGUAGACGGCAUGGAUAUUGAUAACGGGAAUGAGAAUUGCUUUUAUACCGAUGGUGACUACAGCGACGAGGACGAGGAAGGUCCAGUGGUGGUUUCCUCGGAAGAGAUCGAAGCGUCCCUGGCUCGGUCCARCCACUAUAUUUCCAUUCGCUCCCCGGCAACGCAGGAAUCGAGAAUAACCGUGGCCCAGUUGCGCAAGGAGUAUCCGUUGUUGACCGCCGCUGUGAUGUCCCACGAAGACAUUCUCAUGACUUGCGCGAGGGCCCUUGACGAUAAAAACGAUGCCUCUUUGGUGCGAGAGGCGGCAGCCUAUCUCGAGGAAGUCGAACAACACCGACAAAGCUUUUGACGCUAGGRCACGUUGCGCAUCAAAUGAAUUUACAAUACAUGGAAGUGGAUUUGUGUGAUGAAUUUGAGAUGCUCGACAACUAAAUUCUUGUUUUCAGCGAUCAGAAACAACAGAAAGCGCUUGUCUCCGAUGAGAAUCGAUAAGGAUUAGUAUUUUAAAUACCUGUGCUCGAUGUGAUACAACGAGGGUCUGUCUGCAAUAGUUUCCAUAAGUGUGAUGGUUAUGUAAAGAAGUACCGCAUCGUGUUGCGCGAAGAGAUCGGAGGUUCAGCAAGUAUCGAACUCGCACUGUGCUUACGCUCAUUGAUUAGAUACAUUUGAUCGUUGCAGAGCAUCUACUCCAACUUAGAAAACCUUUUUAAGGAGAAGCAUUAGGUUCAGCCCCCAAAGUUUCGAAUCUGCGGUAGUUAUAUGGCUUGCCCUCGUUUGACGGUUCGUUUCAUGUUUGCUUUGAAGCACUUUCUGCUUGAGUCUGUUAUUGCAUUGCAAGAUAGGCAAUUUUAAUGGGAAACGAGUGAGAUGCACUCUCAUACGAAUGGAAAUCACACAUGAUUGAGGCUGAAGAAUUGAACUAAAUGUUAAGAAAAUAU
This is a messenger RNA of Pseudo-nitzschia multistriata, 2419 nucleotides long. The record is from the annotation of a GenBank genome assembly. NCBI's taxonomy places the organism in Eukaryota, Bacillariophyta, Bacillariophyceae, Bacillariales, Bacillariaceae.